Messenger RNA from Aphanomyces astaci, 2153 nucleotides. RefSeq lists its product as hypothetical. Lineage: Eukaryota; Oomycota; Saprolegniomycetes; Saprolegniales; Verrucalvaceae. The transcript is spliced from 5 exons. The coding region runs from base 682 to 2061 and encodes 459 amino acids. The record is from RefSeq and is a predicted model, not a curated record.
AUUUGAUCACGGCAUCGAGUUCUUCGACCAACGCACGUGAAUCCCCUUCCUAACACCAAGCAUAUUACGACUUCCUCGGCAUUCCUCAUUCCCGGCCUACUCGUUCACACACAACCUUCGAUGCCAACACGUCAGCUGUGGUCCAGUGUGGUGCUGGCUGCACUUGCGUUUGCGCGAGCGUCACAUGCCCAGAUGUCGUCGUCGACGCCGCUCCAAUUCAACUGGUACGCGUGUCCAUUUCAGACGGCAGAAGACGGCGCCCACGACGACGUGAAUGCCACGCCAGCCGAAUGUGCGGAUGUAGCCAUGCCGCUGUGUUAUCCUGGCGUGUGCACUUCGACGAAAACCAUCAAUGUGUUUGUGAAGCGGUUGCUGGCAGUCAACCCACCGCCAGACAAGCAGCCACGGGCCAUGUGGAUGGUGCAAGGCGGCCCUGGCUUUGGCUCGCCUAGCUAGCCGGGACUGCUGGACGCGUACGAAGCAUUCAACGGCACGUUGAGCGUGUACACCAUCGAUCAUCGAGGCACGGGCCGGAGCUCGAUCUUGAACUGCACGUCAAAUGGUGACCAGCCAAAGGGCAAUCUGAACCAGUGGCAGGCGCUGGCUAAAUGCCACCGGCAGCUCAAAGCGCUUUACGGGGAGACGAGUGGGCCGAUAGGGUUCUCGGUUACCAGCGCCGCUAUGGACAUCGCGACUGUGAUCCAAGCGCCGACCUUGUUCAACGGCACGGACGUGUUUGUGUACGGCGUGAGCUUUGGCACGUACACGGUGGCUCGCGUCAUGCAUUUGCAGCCAUCCAACGUCAAAGGGUAUGUGCUCGACAGCAUCCAGUCGGAGGAAUUUGGAACUACCAAGGCCGCGCCGUACUAUUCCAACUGGGACCGCGACGUCGGGGAUGCAGUCGACCAGUACUUUGCCCACUGCGACAAGGAUGCGUUUUGUGCCUCUAAACUCGGCCAGCCAUCGUCUAAGCAAGCCCUCGUCGACGUGUACGCCGCGCUGGACGCCAAGUCCAGUCCAUGUUAUGACGUCCUCGCAGCUACUGCCACCGCCGCCACUCCGUCCGAGUACGUUGGCUCGACUUUGUACACCAUGCUCGGCGACAAGAGCACGUGGUCGCUGAUCGCGCCGUUCAUUUUUCGUCUACGCCGGUGUAGCCAGGACGACGUCGACAUGUUUGGCAACGUCACCGCCGUACCCAACGCGAUGAUGCAGACGUCGAUGAUGUCAACGUCGUCAUUGCCCCUCUUUGUCUUGCCUCCGAAUCGGGGCAGCGCGUACUUGAAGGACGAAGGCUUUUCCGCAAUCCUGUACAACUUGAUCGUGUUUAGCGAAUUGUGGGAGUUCCCGGCACCUACCCUCGAAACGAUGGCGGCUGCGACAACGUCUGCCCUCUUUGGCUUGAAAAAUACCAAACGGCUACCCGACGCCUUCCAUGAGCUGUGCGUGUACAUCCAAAACAACGACCCCGUGUGCCAAGGCUACCCAGCUUACGAGAGCGGCGCUGGCUUUAUAUAUCCGAAGGACAAGUACUGGAACAAGACCGCAGCCGUCCCCCCCGGCGCGUCGGUGCUGCUGCUCAGUGGCCUCAUGGAUCCGGCCACGCCGGCGAAAUACGCUCGCGAUCAAUUCGUCAACAUGAAGGGUUUGGACAAGCUGCUGCUGCAGUUUCCGUUUGGCGGGCACGGCACCCUUAGCACUACCCCGCUAGCCGACCAGCCAAACGUAGACUGCGCCAAUCAAAUCUUUUACGCGUACAUACAACGUCGCGGCAAGUUGCAAGCGUUGGACACGACCUGCGUGGCCAAAGUCCAAACUUUGGAUUUUCAAAAAGUACUCAACUCGGAUCGCGCCACCGCCAUCUUCGGCACCGAUGGCGACGUGUGGGGCCCCAACUCGCCGCCGCUACCUCCCCGUCCAACGACUCCCCGCACAGAACUGCCGUCCCGCUCCCCCAAAACUGUCGCCCCGGCUUCCAGUACCCCCCGUGCUGCUGCUGUAGUCCCCUUAGCUGUCAUCGUGUCCUUUGUCGUGCUGUACAUGGUGCCAGAGGGCUUGUAGUGGUUGGCGUUCAAUUUAUAUUGCAGGUGGUGGGAUUCACAGUCAAUUGGCCAUAAAUUCAACUAAUAGACUCGGUAUAUAUUAAUAUUCGU